AUGGCUCCUAGCGAUUAUGAUAUCGCAGUGACAAAAGAUUUCAUUAGACAUGUGCGAAAGCACGAACAAUAUUUGGCGGAUACCGUAAAAUACGCUAAAGCGAGAUGGAGUUAUCUCACUCGCCAAUACAAAAAGGGUCUUCGAAAUCCAAGAGAAAAAUCAAUUUACCAUGAUGAGCUUGAUUUUUUGAAUCCGUUUGUACAACAAAUUGAUGAUGUUGAAGAUGAUGAAAUGGAGUUAUCAACUAAUCAAGAACCUGAGGAAGAUGAAAGCCGACCUAAGAUGAGAGAAAACUUCUAUCAGAGACCAAUAUCAUCGUUAUCAGGGAAGAAUAGCUCAAGAAUAGCUCGUUUCUCCAAUGAAAAUCGUCCGUCAACGUCCUUAAGUCGUCACUCGCCCUUUAGCGAGAUUAAAAACUCUCGCAUGUCCGUUUUUGAGUCCAGCGAACCAAUGCAGAUCGAUGAUACUGAAGACGAGUUGAUGCCUCUUUUUUUAUCUUGGUAUCGGACAACUAAAAAAUUGCCGCCGCUAUGGCGAAGAUUUGUGAAGCGUAAAAUUUCUGACUUUAUCGAUGAUACUGAAACAAAGUUUGCAAAUCAAAUGAAUGAAUAA
Cotesia congregata is the source of this 612-nucleotide messenger RNA. The record is from the annotation of a GenBank genome assembly. NCBI's taxonomy places the organism in Eukaryota, Metazoa, Arthropoda, Insecta, Hymenoptera, Braconidae.